Molecule: messenger RNA, 315 nt
Organism: Talaromyces rugulosus
Lineage: Eukaryota; Fungi; Ascomycota; Eurotiomycetes; Eurotiales; Trichocomaceae
Exons: 2
Coding region: 1-315 (104 amino acids)
Biological process (GO): mitochondrial respiratory chain complex IV assembly
Cellular component (GO): mitochondrion; mitochondrial intermembrane space; respiratory chain complex IV
Source: RefSeq, a predicted model, not a curated record
AUGGGCUGGUUCUCAUCAAGCGACUCCACAAAGGCCUCUGACGGCGGCCGCAUUGCGCCCGAUCGCUCCUCUCGACAACAAUGCUGGAACGGGCGCGACUUGUUCUUCGAGUGUCUCGACCGGAAUGACAUUGUAGACGGUAUCAAAAAUGACUCUGAAGCUCGCAAGAGAUGUGGGAAGGAGAUUGCAGAGUUCGAGGGUAGUUGUGCUAAAGCUUGGGUCAAAUAUUUCAAGGAGAAAAGAGUCAUGGAGUACAACAGGGACCAGACCAUCGAACGGAUAAAGAAAGAAGACCAAGCGACUGCCGGACGAUAG